Didymodactylos carnosus is the source of this 1996-nucleotide messenger RNA. The record is from the annotation of a GenBank genome assembly. Lineage: Eukaryota; Metazoa; Rotifera; Eurotatoria; Philodinida; Philodinidae.
CGGUUAUACGAUGCAAAAAGUGGGAUGAGGGCGAUUCACGUAUAAAGUCUGUAGAGCUGAGUACAAUUCUUCUUAUAAAUAAACCCUCAUAUAUAGACGCAAAUAUUUUUCAUUCAUUGACGCCCAUCAAUGGUACUUUAAAAACGUUUCGUUCAUGGAUGAAGAUAUUUUUUCGUAAUAAAAUAGGGUAAACCUAUCGUUUUUUCUGAAAUUAACCGUUCAAUUCUCUCUUUCGCGUACUACAGCUGAAGAGACACAACAAAAUUAAAAGAAGAAAAGUCUGAAGGACCAUUCUGAGACAUUUUCAACUCAAUCCUGCUGCAUUUUUCAGUGUGGGCUAGAAACAUCUGUUACUAGGGUACUAUCCCCUAAGAAGAAAAACCUUUUCGCUCAGACCUCUGGACGGCUAAAAACAUCCAUGGGCUUCCGCGCCCACAAGGAUCCCUGCGAAGCACUGUGUUCGAAAUAUGAUGAGAUAAUAUAGAAAUAGAUUUAUAAAGCGAAGUUCAAAAUAGCUACUAUGAUAUCCUUUGUAGGGCAGAGAAACGGAAUAAUUCAAGUUCUUAUUUCGAUCAACGUUUCUUGGCGGCUUUGGGCCAAUUAGAAAGAUUGCUCUAAUAUGAAUUUUACAAAAGAAUAAAGCAAUGUGCUAUGUGUCUGACAACUGAACUUGUUUUAUACAUUUUUAUAGAGAACAGAUGCAAAUUUGAUCGAAAAUGGAGAAAUUAAUCGUACUGAAGAUCAUGAUAAUGCACCGUAUCUUCAGUAUGUCCAUUACAAACCGUUCGUUUUGCAACCUUCUCCAUCUAUUCAAAUUUGCUUUUAAGUAUAUGCAUACUUAAAGUACAGACCCUAAAAACAACUUAGAAGACGUAUGUUAAAAAAACAGACAAGAAAAGACCUAUUGAUCGAUGUAGCUUUUGAUUGUAUAAUUGAUCUUUAUUUUUGUAGUAUAUAAAAAAUCAGCAAACAGAAACGUAAGAUGUAGGAACGGAAUGAACUGAUACUAUUUGUAUUGACGUGAAAUGUGUUCUUUCAACAGUUUUCUAACAAAUGAUUUUGGUCAGAUUCGUUUUACCACAAAUGGACGCUUAUCAAAUGUAAGUUGUUGAAACAGAAACGUUUAUGAAUACUUAUAUGCAGAAAUAUUUGGAAGUAGCGUAAUUUUCUGUGUUCUAGUAUAUUCGCUUACCAUUCAAUUCUGAAUAUCCAGGUCAACCAUCGGUUCUUAAAUCAACUGCCAAAGAUAUUGUGAAAUUUAUGAAAGAAGCGUGGAACUUAAAAACACCUGAAUUAAUUAUAUGUGUUACCGGAGGGGCUCAAGAGCUGGAAACAAUACCGACAAGGAUCAGAGAUGCGUUCAAACGAAGUCUAAUAGCUGCUGCAGUUACAACCGGUAAUAAAAGUAAAACGCAUAAUCUGAAAAAAGAACUGGUAGGCAAGUACACUAACUCGUACAUUCCAAAUACUCAAGAGAACACUAUUCGAAAAGGCAAUGGUAAAACACAAAGUUAGCUACACAACAAAUUAAACCGAUUUAAUUUUACUUAUGUGUGCGAUUUCAUCUCAGACGCAUUGUCUGAAUAACAAGUGUGCUCCAUAAGAAGGCCUACUUCAGUGAAGUAAACCUUCUUAUGGAACUGAGUCAGUGGCAGAAGCAAGAGAAAUCGUCUAAUGUGUGGCAUUGGUGGGUUUAAAAUGAUACUAUUUGAAAUGGCACUCUAAUGAUAAAAGUUUGAGGAAUCGCAAAAGAUGAUUGUUCGGAAAUGCUUUUUCCUAUAUAAAACCCAAAUACUUUUCUGCACUUUUGCUGUUGAGAACUUUUUAUACUGGAGACAUAGGAUGGCGAAUUCGAUCUUGCAACAAAGUGGAAAACUGUAGAUAAUAUGACUUUGGUGCAAAUGCCCAUGUUCAUAAUCCUUAGCUACCAUUUCUACCUAUUACUAUGAACUACUAUGCAUUAGUACUAGCAGUACUACCUAGUACUACCAGUACU